Molecule: messenger RNA, 1182 nt
Organism: Indicator indicator
Lineage: Eukaryota; Metazoa; Chordata; Aves; Piciformes; Indicatoridae
Gene: CCNJL
Product: cyclin J like
Exons: 5
Coding region: 1-1182 (393 amino acids)
Biological process (GO): regulation of cyclin-dependent protein serine/threonine kinase activity; mitotic cell cycle phase transition
Cellular component (GO): cyclin-dependent protein kinase holoenzyme complex; cytoplasm; nucleus
Molecular function (GO): cyclin-dependent protein serine/threonine kinase regulator activity
Source: RefSeq, a predicted model, not a curated record
AUGGAGGAGCAGUGGUGGAAAGGGGAGCUGGCAACAGACAUCCAUCAGACCUUGAGGACGAAGGAACUUGAGCUGCCUGCUUAUAAGGCUCAUUCACCACAGAUUGGGAUGCGCAGAUACUUCAUUGAUCUCUUGACUGUCCUCAGCAACCACUGCAGGCUCUGCCCUACGGCCCGGCAUCUUGCCAUCUAUUUGUUGGACCUCUUUAUGGAUCGCUAUGAUAUCACUGUCAAGCAACUGCACAUCAUUUCAUUUGCCUGUUUUCUCCUAGCAAGUAAAUUUGAAGAAAAAGAAGAUAAAGUUCCAAAGUUGGAGUACUUAAAUAACCUGGCAUACAUGUACAACAUGAAUGUGGUACUGAACAAGAAAGAUUUGCUUAGAAUGGAGAUGCUGCUUUUGGAAAACUUCAACUGGAACCUCUGUCUACCAACACCAGCACACUACAUUGACUACUACCUCUACGUGUCCAUUGGUGAGAAUGACCUUCACAAUGGCUGGCCGAUCACCUCACUGACCAAAAUCAAGGAUUUUCUGCAGAAAUAUGCAUAUUAUUUCCUUGAUUUCUCAGUGCAAGAUCACACCUUCCUCCAUUUUCGCCCAUCUCUGAUUGCUGCAGCUUGUGUGUGCGCCUCACGUAUCUGUAUGCAGAUCUCUCCUGUCUGGACAACACAGCUUGAAUUGCUAACACGUUAUUCCUGGGAACACCUUGCCCAAUGCAUUGAAAUGAUGCUUAUAUAUUAUGAAAAUGACAUCAAAGAAGCCAGUAACAUGAAAAAGCAAGCAACAAUUCAGCAUCAAGAACAGGAAGCAGUGAGAAAUCUGAGCCAUCAAGUCACUACUCAAGUUCUCUUCCAGCAAUCCAGUUAUCACCCUUUAGCCCAGCAUUCAGCUACACUUUCCCAGUUCCAGUCACCAGUGCAAGAUUUGUGCUCUGCGUAUCGUGACUCCUUACAGGCCCACAGGCCCAGUGGUCUCCUUGCUGGGAAUGCUGACAGCUCAUUGCACUCCUAUGCAGCUCUUCAGGCCAGCCUUCGGCCACCUGCCCAGACUCUGCCCAUCCAAACGCCCAUUGCUGUGCAGGUGGCAUUAGGAACAGAGCCCAGACACUGCAUUUCCACACCUUACGGCAGCAGUUUCUUCAGUGGUCACCACUCGUAUGCAGCUGGGUGUUUAGAUGGAUAA